AUGAAUGAAUCAACGCGAAACAGAUUCGAUUCCCUUUCAACAACAGCUUUGCGAAGAUAUAAAAAAUUCUUUAAAUUGCCGAAUAGGUCGGGGGCAAUUUCUAAACAGCAGCUUCUCGAUGGAAUAAAUGAACAUUUUGGGAAUAUAGUAGCUGAUCCUAAAGAGGUUAUGACAAAUUUUAUGUUUACAAUAAAUAAUAAAUUAAAUUGUCUUGAUAAUUUUAGUGAAGAGAAUAAAUAAA
Messenger RNA from Meloidogyne enterolobii, 241 nucleotides. The record is from the annotation of a GenBank genome assembly. Lineage: Eukaryota; Metazoa; Nematoda; Chromadorea; Rhabditida; Meloidogynidae.